Messenger RNA from Indicator indicator, 2181 nucleotides. RefSeq names its product solute carrier family 39 member 6 (gene SLC39A6). The coding region runs from base 1 to 2181 and encodes 726 amino acids. Gene Ontology annotation, molecular function: zinc ion transmembrane transporter activity. The record is from RefSeq and is a predicted model, not a curated record. NCBI's taxonomy places the organism in Eukaryota, Metazoa, Chordata, Aves, Piciformes, Indicatoridae. The transcript is spliced from 9 exons. Gene Ontology annotation, cellular component: membrane. Gene Ontology annotation, biological process: zinc ion import across plasma membrane; intracellular zinc ion homeostasis.
AUGGGGAGUACAAUACUGGUCACUGUCCUUGUGUCAUUUUCCCUGCUACUGCAUGAAAGUUACCAUCAUGAAGUGAAUACAGUUACUGUUGUACAUGCAGCGGAGAGAACUUUUCCAGAAAAGGCAGGUGGCAUUAAUACUGACUUGGCAGGAUUAAUACAGAAGUUUCACCUUCAAGAACUUUUUCAUCGUUAUGGAGAAAACAAUUCUCUGUCAAUUGAAGGCUUUAGAAAACUGCUCCAAAACAUAGGUAUCGAUAAAAUGAAAAGGAUUAAAAUAGCUCAUGAUCAUGACCAUGAUCAUGAUCAUGACCAUCAUCACCAUGAUCAUCACCAUCAUAACCAUGUUUCACCGAGUAAAAACUCUGAGAAAACUGUUUGUCCAAACCACGAGUCUGAUGCUAACAAACACCACAGGAACAGUCAUUCAAAGGAACCUCAUAAAGUAGAGAAUGUAGGAGAUCAGCAGAACUUUGUACGCAGCAAGAACACUGUUAAUGAAAUAAUGGCAUCUAUCAUCACUGCUCCCACCGACAGCCACUCUGAAUUACACAAUGCACAACCUGGAGGUGUCAAGCUGGUUGCUCGUUUAGGCCUGACUAGCUCUAAUGCCGUGAAUGUCACAGGUGGCAGCAACGCAAGCUGGCUGAUGAACAGCAAAGCAAAUGAAUCUCAUGUAUCACCAAAGGAAUCGGAAAGAGGAAGCUACCUGAAUUCUAAACUGAAAAAACAAAAUACCCAAGAGUGCUCCAGUGCAUCAAAACUGCUGCAGUCCCAUGGAAUGGGCACUCAGGUGUUGCUGAGUGCUACCGAAUUUAGUUACCUCUGUCCAGCUCUUAUUAAUCAGAUUGAUGGCAAAUACUGCAUAGUACAUGCAACUAGUGAAAAAGCUGAAACUCCUCCAAAAAGUUACUCUCUGCAAAUAGCUUGGAUUGGUGGCUUUAUAUCCAUCUCAGUCAUCAGUUUUCUUUCCUUACUGGGUGUUAUAUUGGUGCCAUUGAUGAAUCGCGUAUUUUUCAAGUUUCUCCUAAGUUUUCUUGUGGCCUUGGCUGUCGGGACUUUGAGUGGAGAUGCUUUCUUACAUCUCCUUCCACAUUCACAUGGAAACCAUCACCAUCACCAUGAAAAACCUCUACUUGAACAAAACAAAGACUCUAUGUUCAAACAUCUUGUUUUUCAAAGUGCAGAGGAGAGUGCUUACCUAGAUUCUACAUGGAAGGGACUUACAGCACUUGGAGGCUUGUAUUUCAUGUUUCUUGUGGAGCAUUUGAUCACUUUGAUAAAGCAGUUUAAAGACAAGAAGAAAAAGAAAAAAAAUGAAGAUGAUGGAGAAAGUAAGAAGUUUUCAGCGAAUGAAGAAAAGUUAGAUGCAGAUGAUCGGCCUGAGGUCUAUCUGGGGACAGACUCUCAAGAUCCAUCACCCUUCAUUUCUCAGCAGCCGACUGUACAAGAAGAAGAAGAAGUCAUGAUAGCUCAUUCUCAUCAUGAGGAGGUUGACAAUGAAUACGUGUCCAGAGGCUGUAGAAACAAAUGUCAUUCUCACUUACAUGAUACUCUAGGACAGACAGAUCAUCUUAGUCAUCAUCACCAUGACUACCAUCAUAUUCUGCAUCACCACCAUCAUCAGAACCACCAUCCCCAUAGUCACAGUCAGCGCUACUCACGUGAAGAACUGAAGGAUGCUGGAAUAGCAACUCUGGCAUGGAUGGUGAUUAUGGGAGAUGGACUACACAAUUUUAGUGAUGGCCUAGCUAUUGGAGCAGCCUUUACCGAAGGGUUAUCUAGUGGUUUAAGCACUUCUGUGGCUGUAUUUUGCCAUGAAUUACCUCAUGAGCUAGGAGAUUUUGCUGUGCUUCUCAAAGCUGGGAUGACUGUCAAACAAGCUGUGCUUUAUAACGCCCUGUCAGCUAUGCUGGCCUAUCUUGGAAUGGCCACUGGGAUUCUCAUUGGUCAUUAUGCAGACAAUGUUUCAAUGUGGAUAUUUGCACUUACUGCUGGCUUGUUCAUGUAUGUGGCUCUUGUGGAUAUGGUACCUGAAAUGCUCCACAAUGAUGCUAGCGAUCAUGGAUGCAGCCGCUGGGGUUACUUCUUGUUACAGAAUGCUGGGAUCCUGUUGGGUUUUGGGAUAAUGCUGCUCAUCUCUGUAUUUGAACACAAGAUUGUAUUCAGCAUAAACCUCUAA